Eubalaena glacialis (North Atlantic right whale) is the source of this 2298-nucleotide messenger RNA. RefSeq names its product ralA binding protein 1 (gene RALBP1). Lineage: Eukaryota; Metazoa; Chordata; Mammalia; Artiodactyla; Balaenidae. Gene Ontology annotation, molecular function: GTPase activator activity; small GTPase binding. Gene Ontology annotation, cellular component: membrane. Gene Ontology annotation, biological process: endocytosis; positive regulation of GTPase activity; small GTPase-mediated signal transduction. The coding region runs from base 168 to 2075 and encodes 635 amino acids. The record is from RefSeq and is a predicted model, not a curated record. The transcript is spliced from 10 exons.
GUCUGCGCCUCGGUAGCUGGGGAACAGGAUGCCCGGAGCGUGGGCAGGACAACGUCUGCUCUUCUCCGGACCUCGGCCGACUCUGCCCCCAACCGUCCUCGCGGAGCUCGCGCUGGGGGUGAUGGGCAGGUAACAGACGCCCUCCUCACUGUCGUCAGGGAGGCAGCAUGACCGAGUGCUUCCUGCCCCCCACCAGCAGCCCCGGUGAGCACCGCAGGGUGGAGCAUGGCAGUGGGCUCACCCGCACCCCCAGCUCUGAAGAGAUCAGCCCCACUAAGUUUCCUGGAUUGUACCGCACGGGCGAGCCCUCGCCUCCCCAUGACAGCCUCCACGAGCCUCCCGAUAUAGUGUCUGAUGAUGAGAAGGACCAUGGGAAGAAAAAAGGAAAAUUUAAGAAAAAGGAAAAAAGGACUGAAGGCUAUGCCGCCUUUCAGGAAGAUAGCUCUGGAGAUGAAGCCGAAAGUCCUUCCAAAAUGAAGAGGUCCAAGGGGAUCCAUGUUUUCAAGAAGCCCAGCUUUUCUAAAAAGAAAGAGAAGGAUUUUAAAAUAAAAGAGAAACCCAAAGAGGAAAAACAUAAAGAAGAAAAACACAAAGAGGAAAAACAUAAAGAGAAAAAGUCAAAAGACUUGACAGCAGCUGACGUGGUUAAACAGUGGAAGGAAAAGAAGAAAAAGAAGAAGCCAAUUCAGGAGCCAGAGGUGCCUCAGAUAGAUGUCCCGAAUCUCAAACCCAUCUUUGGGAUUCCUCUGGCUGAUGCAGUGGAGAGGACCAUGAUGUACGACGGCGUUCGGCUGCCGGCCGUCUUCCGGGAGUGUGUGGAUUAUGUGGAGAAGCACGGCAUGAAGUGUGAAGGCAUCUACAGAGUGUCAGGAAUUAAAUCCAAGGUGGAUGAGCUGAAAGCAGCCUAUGACAGAGAGGAGUCUCCAAACUUGGAAGAGUAUGAGCCUAACACUGUAGCCAGUUUGCUGAAACAAUACCUGCGGGACCUGCCCGAGAACCUGCUGACCAAGGAGCUGCUUCCCCGCUUUGAAGAGGCUUGUGGGCGGAGCUCGGAGGGCGAGAAGGUGCAGGAGUUCCAGCGUCUGCUGGAGGAGCUGCCCGAGUGUAACCGUCUGCUGAUCUCCUGGCUGAUCGUGCACAUGGAUCACGUUAUCGCCAAGGAGCUGGAAACAAAAAUGAACAUCCAGAACAUUUCUAUAGUGCUCAGCCCGACUGUCCAGAUUAGCAAUCGUGUCCUAUAUGUGUUUUUCACACAUGUGCAAGAGCUCUUCGGAAAUGUGACACUGAAGCAAGUGACGAAACCUCUGCGAUGGUCUAACAUGGCCACGAUGCCCACACUGCCCGAGACCCAAGAGAGCAUCAAGGAGGAGAUCAGAAGACAGGAGUUUCUUUUGAACUGUUUACAUCGAGAUCUGCAGGGUGGGAUAAAGGAUUUAUCUAAAGAGGAAAGAUUAUGGGAAGUACAAAGAAUUUUGACAGCCCUCAAAAGAAAACUGAGAGAAGCUAAAAGACAAGAGUGUGAAACCAAGAUUGCACAAGAGAUAGCCAGUCUUUCAAAAGAGGAUGUUUCCAAAGAAGAAAUGAAUGAAAAUGAAGAAGUCAUAAAUAUUCUUCUUGCCCAGGAGAAUGAGAUCCUGACUGAACAGGAGGAGCUCCUGGCCAUGGAGCAGUUCCUGCGCCGACAGAUCGCCUCGGAGAAAGAAGAGAUGGAACGCCUCCGAGCGGAGAUCGCCGAGAUCCAGAGCCGCCAGCAGCACGGCCGCAGCGAGACCGAGGAGUACUCAUCGGAGAGCGAGAGCGAGAGCGAGGACGAGGACGAGCUGCAGCUCAUCCUGCAGGACCUGCAGCGGCAGAACGAGGAGCUGGAGAUCAAGAACAACCACCUGAACCAGGCGAUUCACGAGGAGCGUGAGGCCAUCAUCGAGCUGCGGGUGCAGCUCCGCCUGCUCCAGCUGCAGCGCGCCCGGCCCGAGCCCCCGGCGGAGCCUGAGCCUGUCGCCAGGGAGCUGCCCCCGGGCGGCAAGGAGCAGCCCCGGCCGUCGCCCAGCAGGGACAGGAAGGAAACGCCCAUCUGAGUGCCACCCGCCAGCGAGCAGCGGCCUGGAGCCCCGUCAGCGCCGCCUCUGCUGUCCCCACUGUAAAGACGCCUCCUCCACGCGGGUGGUGCUCAGCGCAGGUGACACGAGGACAGAGCGGCACGCGGUGCGGGCUUGUCGGGCACAGAUGAGUUUCCAGCUAGUGUCAGCUUCUUUGAAGAUUAAUUUCCUUUGUUAACUUAAAAUAACUAUUUUAACCCUU